Messenger RNA from Colletotrichum siamense, 1089 nucleotides. RefSeq names its product Satratoxin biosynthesis SC1 cluster protein 4. The coding region runs from base 1 to 1089 and encodes 362 amino acids. The transcript has 5 exons. The record is from RefSeq and is a predicted model, not a curated record. Lineage: Eukaryota; Fungi; Ascomycota; Sordariomycetes; Glomerellales; Glomerellaceae.
AUGGUCGACGAUAGAGGCGGCCGGCUGCUUGCCGCAACUUGGUCGUUGGUAGGCGCAAGCGCUAUACUGCUAUUUCUGAGAAUAUACUGCAAGAUAUGGCGUGGUAGGGGACUUUGGUGGGACGAUCACUUGCUCAUUGGCUCUUGGGCUGCAUUGGCGAUAUCCGUUUCCAUCAACUCUUACAUCGUGUCACUGGGAUUUGGUCGCCAUAUAUGGACCAUCAGCGACGAAAACCGAAAAGAGAUCAACCUCUUCACGAUCCUUGUGGCAACCUUCGGAAUCAUCGCGACGACAACGAGCAAAUCGUCCUUCGCCCUCACGCUGUACCGAAUCGUAACCAACAACUGGACAAAGUACUUUUUGAUUUUCGUCAUCGUGUCGAUCAACAUCUCGAUGAACCUAAUCUGGAUAUUUGGGUUCGCCAAAUGCACACCCCUGGAGAAGGUCUGGGAUGGCAGUGUCUCCGGAACAUGCUGGGAUAAGACCAAGUUGGUUCGAUACCAGCUCUUUGCAGCAUAUUAUUCAGCCGUCCUCGACUUUGUGCUGGCCUUUCUGCCCUGGCCGAUCCUGAUGAGGGCAACCAUGAGACGUCGUGAGAGACUCGGUGUUGCCAUCGCCAUGAGCUUGGGUGCUAUCGCCGGAGCUUGCGGAAUCGUAAAAGCUGUUCUAGUCGUCUCAAUGACUAGCACGGAUAUCACAUACGAUCGUGUCGACCUCACUAUCUGGACCUUGACUGAACCUGCCGCCUCCAUCAUGGCUGUCUCAAUUCCUGUCCUGAGAAUGCUGUACCGCGAGCUGAAGUCCGCCUCGAGAAGUUACGGACGGAGUAGGUCACAGACGAAUGCACUCGAAACGGCAAAGACGGCGAGGACGAAGCGAUACGGACAGGGAACACAUUACGGAAGGAACUCGGUCGUUGUCAUGUCGACAACAGGAUGGCAAGAAUCACAAGAAGCCUUGCAAGAUGUGGAAAGCGGUCAGACUACGCCGCGAGGCAUUAUGAAAACAGAAGAAGUCAGGGUACGGCACGAGAGGAUGCCACCUGCAGGCGACAGCAAGAGCUCCAUAGAGCUUGAUACUUUUCGGUAG